AUGUCAAAGGCAGCAUCGACAGUAGCACAGGGCGCUGGCAGAUACAUCUACCCUGCAGAAACCUCCCGUCAUCUGGCAACCAUCUUGGGAUUUCCAUCCAAACACUCGAUCGCAUCAGCCUACUAUGACAAGGCAUGUACCGACAUAGCCAGUCUCGCCUCUGCAAUCUCAGCCUUCGAGCCAGUCCGGUUAUACUCGCGACCUGAAGAUAUCCCAAAAGCCCAGUCGAUGGUCAACCAAGCCAUCCCAAAGUAUGCCGGCAACACCUCGAAUAUCUCCUUCAUCCCGUUUCCCACAAAUCAUCUCUGGGUUCGGGAUACCGGGCCCGUAUAUGUGCACGGCACUGGAGAUGCCCGCUCACGCCGAUUCGCCAUCAACUUUCGGUUCCGUGAGUGGGGAAAAAGGGAUGAGAUGGAGAGCACUGAUCGUGCUGCCGAUGAGAUGGACUGGCCUAUCAUGAACGCUGAGCAACUGGACGAGAAUACGACCUUUGCCAGGAGAGUCAUAGAGUCUGAUACCUCUCCCGCUCCGGUGACACUCGUCGAGUCCAGAGUCUGUCUGGAAGGCGGUGCAUUAGUCGUGGACGGGGAGGGUACCCUCCUAGCCACAGAAAGCAGCAUCAUCAAUGACAACCGCAACGCAGGCCUUUCGCGGAGCGAGAUCGAAGCAGAGCUACAACGCUUGCUGGGGGUUGAGAAAAUCAUCUGGUUCCCUGGUCGGAAAGGCCUCGAUAUCACCGAUGUGCAUGCCGAUGCUGAGGUCAACUUCAUCCGGCCGGGUGUGGUUGUUCUUUCGAGGCCCCAUGCGAGUGUGCCUCGGCCGUGGCUCGACGUUUACGAGGAAAUCAGAGAGAUUCUGACUCAGACAGUGGACGCAAAGGGUCGUCCAUUUGAGAUCCAUACGGUGGAUGAGCCGGAACCGACUCUUUUCGGGAAUUUGUCCUAUGACGAACCGGCGACCAAUUACGUGAACUUUUACUUUGUCAAUGGUGGCUUGAUCUUACCUCAGUUUGGCGAUGAAGUGCGCGAUCAAGCGGCUGUGGAAACAUUUCAGAAGCUAUGUCCUGGCCGAGUGAUACGGCCUGUGUAUGUGCAUGCGCUUCCACUAGCUGGUGGAGUGAUUCACUGUGCGACUCAGCCUGUUAUCGCUGUGGAGGAGGACUACAGGAUGUAG
Aspergillus viridinutans is the source of this 1173-nucleotide messenger RNA. Its product is annotated as agmatine deiminase family protein. Gene Ontology annotation, molecular function: protein-arginine deiminase activity; agmatine deiminase activity. NCBI's taxonomy places the organism in Eukaryota, Fungi, Ascomycota, Eurotiomycetes, Eurotiales, Aspergillaceae. The transcript has a single exon. The record is from RefSeq and is a predicted model, not a curated record. The coding region runs from base 1 to 1173 and encodes 390 amino acids. Gene Ontology annotation, biological process: putrescine biosynthetic process.